AUGGCACAAAGAAAAAAACCUGCCAAAAAGUCAACAAUCAAAAGUCCAGCCAGACUGUCAAAGACUGCAGUCACAGUGCCCAUUGAUGAGAGCGAGGAACCACUAGAGUUCCCAGAAUCACCUGCAUCCUCCAAUUAUGACAGUAAGAGGGUAGGGCAUCUCUCCGAGGCUCACUGGUCUGCCAAAAACCUGGUAGAACUUGAUGACAAGGUGGAACUUGAUGAAUUGGAGCCCGAGCCUGAAGAGGAGAGUGACAACUCAGUAGAUAUUGUUGAAAUGGAUGGCAUUGCCUCAGUCGCAAAAUUUGAAUGGAAAUUUGAAAACCAGGCCCAGGGUGCUCCACGCAAGAAGAUAGCUGACGAGGCAGGUUAUGAGGCACUUCUUGAUGCUGUCAAGGUGAAGAAAGUGAGCAAGAACAUUGUUGUAUGGUUAUACACCCUGAAGCCUGCUAAAGAUGAACAAGAUUGGGAUACAGGAGAUCCAGACUAUGUUGAGCGUCCAUUCAACUUUGACGAAGAAGCUGGUGCAACAUGCACUACAAAGGCACUGAUUGAUGACAUGUCCACCAAACAAAGGAUGGCAGUGACCGAACUUGAAUCACUGUAUCCAGUCAGCAGAUAUACAUUGUUUCCAAAUAAGCGUGUUUGGCAUGACAAGAGGAUGGACACAUAUUUCGAGCUGACUGAGUUACAUAUGAAGGUUUGGGCAAAUUCAAUUGCCGCAGGAAGAGCUGACAAAUCAGCGCCUCCAACAAUGAGCCACUUCACCAACAAACUGAAGGUGCCACGUCCCCCACCAGAAGCACCUAUUUCGACAUUUGGCGACUUUUAUCACCACCGUCAACGUGAUCAAGCCUUCAAGGACCAGGAAUCAGCUCCUCCUCUACCUCUGCAUGGUCAAUCCAUUCCUCCACAUCCACAUGGUCAACCCAUUCCUCCAUUUCAAGGGGCCCAUGUUCCAGGCCCUCCACAUCAAUUCUAUCAUCCAGCUCAAUAUAUGCAGCCACCAAUCUUUGGUGGAUAUCCUUACCCACCACCUUAUUAUCCAGUCAUGCAGGGUCAUGGCCAACCCCAAGCAACUGGGCAACCUAUGGGCGAGAUAUCCUCAGCAUCUUCAUCACCCAGCAUAACAACUUCUCACGAUGUAUCCCUGUCAGAGUUUUGUACCAAGUAUUGUAUUUCUGAUAGCGAUCAGGUGAAGCUCGCAGCUCUGGAAUACCAACCUGGAAACAGAGUAGUUGAGACACUGGAUGAUAGAGAAUGGUGA
Suillus paluster is the source of this 1266-nucleotide messenger RNA. RefSeq lists its product as uncharacterized. NCBI's taxonomy places the organism in Eukaryota, Fungi, Basidiomycota, Agaricomycetes, Boletales, Suillaceae. The record is from RefSeq and is a predicted model, not a curated record. Bases 1 to 1266 code for a protein of 421 amino acids. The transcript is spliced from 5 exons.